AUGGCAUACACAAAGAGCUCGGCCCCUGCCCCGGUUCGUGUGCCUACGAUACGCAACGGCGAGGAUGUCAGUCCGCAAUCAAGCCAGCCUGGGUCAGCCGCGUAUAUGCCAUCGGAAGCUUCCUCAGUAUUUGCAACCUUUACGCCGGCGACAGAGUCGGAUGUAUCUGCAGCAAUCGAAGCGGCCCUAAAGGCCAAACAGGCAUGGCAGGACACGCCCUUUGUGGAUCGAGCAGCAGUCUUCUUGAGGGCAGCCGAACUGGUGGCAGGUAAGUACCGAUUCGAGCUCAUGGCGGCGACUAUGCUGGGACAGGGCAAGAAUGCGUGGCAGGCAGAGAUCGACGCUGCCGCGGAGCUGGCCGAUUUCUAUCGUUUCAAUGUUUCGUACGCCGAGGAGAUUUAUUCCAGGCAACCUACCCUGAAUGAGCGCGGGCAAGCAGGGCGAACUGACUGGCGUCCACUGGAGGGCUUCGUCUAUGCGAUUUCCCCGUUCAAUUUCACCGCCAUUGGAGGAAACCUGAUAUCUGGACCGGCUCUUCUUGGAAAUGUAGUUCUAUGGAAGCCUUCUCCUUCCAACAUCUACGCAAGCUAUCUGGUUUACAAGAUCUUGCGCGAAGCCGGGCUUCCGCCGAAUGUCAUUCAAUUCAUCAACGGCGACGCUGAGCUUGUCACCAAAGUUGCACUUGCGCGCCCUGAACUUUCUGCCAUCAACUUUACAGGUUCUUCAGACGUCUUCCGCAGUUUAUACGGCAAAAUCGCAGAUGGGGUGAGGGAAAAGAAAUACCGAGACUUUCCCAGUCUCGUCGCAGAGACUUCGGGGAAGAACUUCCACCUCGUUCACAGCUCUGCGGAUGUCAGCAACGCCGUCAAACACACCAUUCGAGCUUCAUUUGAGUAUGCGGGUCAAAAGUGUUCAGCGUGCUCGCGCAUUCACAUCGCCGAGAGCCGUGCUGAACAGUUCUUUUCCGAGAUGAAGCAGGAGCUUAGCAAGGUCGAAGUGGGAGCGCCCGAGGAUUUCAAACCCUUCACGGGACCUGUCAUCAAUCAAGCCGCGUUUGAUAAGAUCACCAAAGCUAUCGACGAGUCCAACAAGGACAGUCGACUCGAGCUUGUUGUUGGAGGCAAAUACGACGGCAGUAAGGGAUAUUUCAUCGAACCUACCAUCUACUCUGCCAAAGAGGUGGAUCAUCCUCUUUUUGAUCGAGAGCUCUUCGGUCCUGUUCUCGUUGCUCAUAUCUAUCCUGAUGCCGAGUUCGACCAGAUCUUGACCAAGAUUGACCAGCAAGGGGGCGGGUUUGCACUCACUGGAUCUAUCUUUGCUACCGACCCAGCGGCGAUCCGGAAAGCGGAAGUUCGACUCCGAUACGCUGCGGGCAACUUCUACACAAAUUGCAAGACGACCGGUGCUGUCAUCGGUCAACAAUCUUUCGGCGGAGCCAGGGGAAGUGGCACCAAUGACAAGGCGGGCAGCGCAAAUAUGCUGAUGCGGUUCACGGCCCCUCGCACACUGAAGGAGGAGUACAAUCAUCUUGACAGUGUGCUCUAUCCAAGCAAUGCCUGAAGUUUCUUUCACUGCACUGUCGGGAAUCGAGAGUGGGACAUUGAUAAAACUCUAGAGUCUGAGAAGUCUAGGAAGACUUGUAAAGCCUUGACGAUAGCG
This is a messenger RNA of Exophiala viscosa, 1659 nucleotides long. RefSeq names its product 1-pyrroline-5-carboxylate dehydrogenase. Gene Ontology annotation, cellular component: mitochondrial matrix. The transcript is spliced from 3 exons. The coding region runs from base 1 to 1560 and encodes 519 amino acids. NCBI's taxonomy places the organism in Eukaryota, Fungi, Ascomycota, Eurotiomycetes, Chaetothyriales, Herpotrichiellaceae. Gene Ontology annotation, molecular function: L-glutamate gamma-semialdehyde dehydrogenase (NAD+) activity. The record is from RefSeq and is a predicted model, not a curated record.